Uloborus diversus is the source of this 4081-nucleotide messenger RNA. Its product is annotated as WD repeat-containing protein 11-like. Gene Ontology annotation, molecular function: protein binding. Gene Ontology annotation, cellular component: cytoplasm. The transcript has 26 exons. The record is from RefSeq and is a predicted model, not a curated record. The coding region runs from base 206 to 3769 and encodes 1187 amino acids. NCBI's taxonomy places the organism in Eukaryota, Metazoa, Arthropoda, Arachnida, Araneae, Uloboridae.
AGCAAUUAUAAGCAUUCAAUUCCAAAUGCAUGUUAUACUAAAAAGUAAAACGUACAAAUAGCUGAUGUUUUAUUUUCAAAAUUGCGGCGCAUAUUGGUUCUUCUCCUGUGAAUAAAUGGAGUUUCCCGUUCUUUGUUUGCUGCACGAAACUGAUAUUUAUUCAUCAUUUCAUUACCUGUUGUAGUGACGUCUAAGUUAAUUUGUGAUGUCUUUGAAAAUAGGAGAAGUGAAAAAAGAACCAGUAAUUCAUCGAGUCUCGCCACGAACUAUUCCUGGUGUCUUGUCUGCACCAAAUAAAGGAACAAUCGAUUGGGGUUGGCAGUCAUUCAUAGCUUAUGGAUGUUGUAAUCAUGUUAUUAUUGUGGACACCAAAAAUAUAAAGGUUUUCCAAACAUUAGAGAAACAUUCCAGUGAUGUCAUAAAGGUGAAAUGGUCCCAUGAGAAUUUCUAUCAUGAUGGAAAUCAUCCCUAUGUUUUGAAAUUGGCUUCUGCUGACAGUAAUGGACUUUUGAUCGUUUGGGAAGUAAAGGAAGGAAAACCUAUAUCCACAUUUUCUGAACCUGGAAAGCCAGCCACAGAGAUUGAAUGGCUUUCUGGACGUGAUUCAUCUCAAAACUUUCUUGUUGCAUUGCAUCCACCAUUCUCUUUCAUUAUAUGGAAUACAGAUUCUGGAACCAAGCUCUGGAAGAAGUCCUACACUGAGACAUUGCUUUCUUUUGCAUUGGAUCCAUUUUCAGAAAGUAAUGUAACCUUCCUGGCCAGUGACUGCAUCCUAUUUGUUGAUGAUUUGGGAGUGAAUAGGGCUCCUUCUGGUAACGGCCGCAAAUUUUUCAUCUCUAACCCUUUGGCUGAAGACAAGAAUAAAAACUCUUCCCGUAUCAUAAAAAAAAUGUGGCUUUUGUCAAAACCAGAUGGCAGAUCCAGUGAAGAUGGCAUAACCCUAAAUGAAUGCCUUUUUUUGACCUAUCAUAAGUCUUAUCGCCACCACUUGCUUUUGCUGUACCCAAAGGAAGUGCUCAUUCUUGAUCUUGAAAUAAAUCAGACUGUUGGCAUUGUACCUAUGGAACAUACUAGUUCUCCUAUGAUGCAAUUUUUCUCAUGUCGUCAAAGAGAUUUGUUCUACAUCUUACAUGAAUCUGGUAGUGUGUCCCUUCGACUAAGGCAUCGCCCAGAAUGUUCAGAAAGCAGUCUAGAAGUGUCUUAUGAUUUGCAGUGCCAGUCUGAUGCUCUAAGAUUGACUAAGCAUGCUCGAGUGACGGGAAUGGCGCUGUGCCCUGUGACUGAAAUGAAAGCCGCUCUCCUUCUCAGUGAUGGGAGAGUCUUAUUUUUCAAAAUUGAUGCCCAUCAACAGAAAGAAGAGAAAACCUUUCUUCCUCUAUAUUUGGCAAAAGUUUUGGACCACACUCAGUUCCCUCAAAAAUUGAUUGAGAAAACCUGCUUUCAGCACCCAGUAAGCACUCUUUCUGAUGCUCUAGGUCCUGCAUUAUAUCCAUCAGAGAAGCAUGUCCAAAGAAAAGAGACAGGACUCAAUAUUUUCGUCACUGGUCUCUUAAGUGCACUUGCCUCUCCCCCUCACGUCAUACGCAUGUGUCCACCAGUUACUUUCCGAAAUUGGAAUGUCUACAAGCCUUACAUGGCUAUAGGUAAUGCAGGUGGCAGUAUUCAGAUAAUAAAUAUGGCAACUGGUGUGAUAACAAAGGAGUUUGCUCUUCAUACUUCUCCUGUUAGGGGUAUAGAGUGGAUAGGAUUAACUUCUUUCCUCUCAUAUGCACAUCCAAAUACAGGAAGUAGCCUCGGACAGGUGCGAAACGAACUCCUCCUCACUGAUCUACAGUCAGGAAGAACCAACAUCUUAAGAGCAGAUAGGACAGAAGAAUCACCCAUUGAUAUGAUUCGUGUCUCUUACCUUAGACAGUACAUGGUCAUUGUCCUGAAAGAAGAUCCUUUUGAAAUCUGGGAUUUGAAGCAGCUCACACUCUUGCGAGUCAUGCCAAAGAAUUAUCCAAUCGUUACUGCAUUGGAAUGGUCUCCUAGUCACAAGAAAAGUCAAUCUUCCCUGGAACUGUCAUUUGAGAAAAAUAAGGAAUCAUCCUCAGAAUUUUCUAUGGAACGAGAUGUGAUGUCUAUGAAAUGUUCAUCAUAUCAGAAAGAGAACCUGGUAUUUACUGAUACAAAUGGUAUGCUUUACCAUUUUUCUGUUGAUGGAAAUGUUGUCAAGCAUGGUUCAGUUAUCCCUGCUGAUCAAGCAAUGGGUAGUGUAAGCUGCAUUGCAUGGAAAGGAGAUCACAUUGUAUUAGGUGAUGUUGAUGGAAACCUCACAAUUUGGUACUUAAAGGGAAAAGUAUCCAAAGGGAUUUCCACUCAUAGAGGCUGGAUUAAGAAGAUUCGUUUUGGACCUGGUAAGGGCAACAUGAAAAUCUUGGUUUUGUAUAAUGAUGGUGUAGAUGUAUGGGAUGUCAAAGAUGCAUCAUUUGUGUCUGGUAUUCGUUGCCCUCGUGACAUUCCUCGUGUGCAGGAUCUUGAUUGGGUGGGUUCAGAUCGUCCAGUUUUGGCCACAGCAGAUGGUUGCCUCAGAAUCACAGAUCUUGGUCUCAAGAUAUUUUCCUCUUCUGCAUAUGACUACCAUAUACAGAGUGCUCCCUUUUCCCCCCAUCUGCUUUCACCUCGGGUGUGCUUUUACCUAAAAAGCUUCUUACAGCAUCUCUUAUCUGAACAAACAGAAUUCUUCUCAGACAUCGAUCAGCAGGAUGAUCCUGACAUGUUCCGGGCUCAAGUACAGCUUCGAUCUCUAGACAGAAAAACAAAAGAAUUUUUGAAAGGAUGUCCUUAUGGAACAGCAGAACGAAGUCUUCACAUCUCUAGGCUGUUUGGGGAUGAGGAAGGAGUCAUUUUCUGGACAGUUGCUCUGCAUUUUCUGAAGCAAGCCAAGUAUCAGAGUCUUCAGUAUCCUGGUCAAGGAGAUGGCUUCAAGCCUGACAUCUACUUUGAUCAUCCUCUAGACACAGCAUAUGAUUUCUUCUGUGAUAGUGAGGUUUACAAACGUCUUCAGCUGGAUCGAGUGCAUUUACACUUGAGUAAGCGAAGUACUUAUGCACAGACACAACAAUGUUCAGAGAGACUCUUGCUGCUUGGGCAAACAGAUCAAGCAGUUCAGUUGCUUCUUGAAACGGACAGUGAGAAUGACAGUUUUUAUGAAGAUUGUCUUAGGGCUUGUCUUUUAUCAACAGUACAAUGCUGUUGGGGACAAUCACAGUCAGUAGUAAAGUUAGUUGCAACUAACCUUAUUGCUUCGGGUCGCAUCUCAGAAGGAGUACAACUCCUUUGUCUUAUUCAAAAAGCCUCAGAUGGCUGCCGCUAUCUUCAGGGAGCCGGCAGAUGGAUUCAGGGGGCUUGGCUGGCCAAGGCUGCUCUUUCAGAAAAUGAAAGUCGAGAAAUAUUGAAACGUUGGGUAGACCAUAUGUGUUCAGCUGCAGUGGAUCAAAAAGCGAGAGGAAUACUAAUGCUGCUAUCCCUGUUUGAGUUUUGGGAUGUGGUACGAAUCUUGCAUAGUACCCAAAGAGUGGAACGAGCUGCGCUUUUCCUACAAGCUUGUCUUGAAUUCGGACUCCUUCGGAAAGAUGCCACCAACAGUUCAGACAUAGAGGCUGUUUUUAUGGAUUAUUCAAAAUACCUGUUGUCUGUCAAAAACCGUUCAUCUGCCAUCCAUUAUUUCAAGUUGGGAUCAGAUGCCGAUGACCAGCCACCACCAGCAGUGGAAGUUAUCUCCUGAAAACUGUUUCCCAAGUAACAGUUUCUUCUAUCUGUACCUUAACAUAUCUGCAAUUUGACAUCUUGCCAUCUGCAUAUUCCAUGAAUGAUUUAGAAGUACUGAUGAAAGAUGUCCUUUGAAGGAAGAUAAUAUAUAUAUAUAUGUAAAUAGUUUAUAAUCAGAGUUAAAAGAUUUUCAUACAAGACUAUAAGGAAGCAAAUAAUGACUCUUUUGCAUUUGCUGGUGAUUUACAUUAAGUGUCAUCAAAAAUUAUUAUUUUAUGAAGAAAAGUAGCAUAUUUUGUACUUGAAAAGAUUUAAUAAAUUUUUGUUU